AUGGCGUAUUGCUUAGACGGAUUGAAACAACUUUGGAUUUCUGUGGCAACUUGGUGCAAUACCGAAUUGUCAAGCUCGAAGCAGAAGCAGCUGCCUACUGGUUUAAAAAAUCCACAAGCAAUUGCAAGAGGAACAGCUUUCAGCAUAAGCGAGGUUGAAGCGUUGUACGAACUAUUCAAGAAGAUUAGCAGCACAGUUACCGAUGAUGGAGUGAUCACUAAGGAAGAAUUUAAGCUGGCCUUAUUCAAGUCAAGCAACAAGCAUAGUUUAUUUGCAGAUAGGGUUUUUGACUCGUUCGACAGAGAAUCCCAUGGAGUACUCGAUUUCAAAGAGUUUGCGUUUGCUCUUUCUGUUUUCCAUCCCAUUGCACCAUUGGAUGAUAAGAUUGACUUUUUAUUCAAAUUGUAUGAUCUCAAACAGCAAGGAUAUAUUGAGAGACCAGAGUUGAAACAAAUGGUGGUAGCAACUCUAACUGAAACUGGUAUGAAAUUAUCAGAGGAGAUGAUUGAUAGCAUCAUUGACAAGACAUUUGAAGAAGUUGAUACUAAUCAUGAUGGGAAGAUUGACAAAGAAGAAUGGCACAACCUUGUGAUGCACCAUCCAUCCCUUCUGAAAAAUAUGACUUUGCACUAUCUCAAGGAAAUCACAACACAAUUUCCAAGUUUCAUAUUUCAUACUCAAGUUGAUGAUCAUUGA
Molecule: messenger RNA, 696 nt
Organism: Trifolium pratense (red clover)
Lineage: Eukaryota; Viridiplantae; Streptophyta; Magnoliopsida; Fabales; Fabaceae
Product: calcineurin B-like protein 2
Exons: 8
Coding region: 1-696 (231 amino acids)
Biological process (GO): calcium-mediated signaling
Molecular function (GO): calcium ion binding; kinase binding
Source: RefSeq, a predicted model, not a curated record